This is a messenger RNA of Ostertagia ostertagi, 477 nucleotides long. The record is from the annotation of a GenBank genome assembly. Lineage: Eukaryota; Metazoa; Nematoda; Chromadorea; Rhabditida; Trichostrongylidae.
AUGGAGGCCAGCAGGGCCAAGAAAGCCAAGAAAGGUUUCUUGACACCGGAACGAAAGAAGAAGCUCAGGAAACUGUUGAUGAUGAAAGCCGCCGAGGAUCUGAAGCAGCAGCAAAUGCUCAAGGAACAGGAACGACAGCGUAUACUUCAAGAGCGAAUCAUUCCGCUGCCGGAUCUCGAUGAAUGCGAUGAUCUUGAGGAAGUCUACAAUCAGAUGCGCGAACGUCUAAUUGCCUUGGAAAGCGAGAACUACGACGUAUCGUACACAGUACGACAGAAAGAUUUUGAAAUCAACGAGCUCACCAUUGCAGUGAACGAUCUUCGUGGAAAAUUCGUGAAGCCUACACUGAAGAAAGUGUCAAAGACUGAGGGUAAGUUUGAUAAGCUGAAGAAGAAAGAAGCCGCCAAAGUCGAUUUCCGUUCCAACCUGAAGCAAGUCGACAAGAACCAAUUCGCUAUGGAAGAGGUUAGGGCCGAG